AUGUCUUCUCGUUCUGCGUUGCCGUCUGGAAACGACAGGAGUACUGAGCAUCAUGUGUCUCUGGCAGCCAGCCGUUCAGACAAGGGUACCAGCCUGUCCAGCCGCUCGCUGGGCGCCCGCUGCAGGAACUCCAUCGCCUCCUGCUCCGACGAGCAGCCGCACAUCGGCAACUACCGUCUGCUCAAGACCAUCGGCAAGGGAAACUUUGCCAAGGUCAAGCUGGCCCGCCACAUCCUGACGGGAAAGGAGGUUGCAAUAAAAAUCAUCGACAAAACUCAGUUGAAUCCAACCAGCCUACAAAAGCUCUUUCGGGAGGUACGGAUAAUGAAAGGUUUGAAUCACCCAAACAUAGUGCAGCUGUUCGAGGUGAUUGAGACAGAUAAGACCCUUUACCUAAUCAUGGAGUACGCCAGUGGAGGUGAAGUGUUCGACUACCUCGUAUCUCAUGGGAGAAUGAAGGAGAUUGAAGCCAGAGCCAAAUUUCGACAGAUCGUCUCAGCUGUCCACUACUGCCACCAGAAGAACAUUGUCCACAGAGAUUUGAAGGCGGAGAACCUUCUGCUGGACGCCGAUGCCAACAUCAAGAUUGCCGACUUCGGCUUCAGCAACGAGUUCACGCUGGGGAACAAGCUGGACACGUUCUGUGGCUCCCCGCCCUACGCCGCCCCGGAGCUCUUCCAGGGCAAGAAGUACGACGGGCCCGAGGUGGACGUCUGGAGCCUGGGGGUCAUCCUCUACACGCUGGUCAGCGGUUCACUGCCCUUCGAUGGACAGAACCUUAAGGAGCUGAGGGAGCGUGUGCUGAGGGGGAAGUAUCGCGUGCCCUUCUACAUGUCCACAGACUGUGAGGGGAUCCUACGCCGGUUCCUGGUGCUCAACCCCUCCAAACGCUGCACCCUGGAACAAGUCAUGAAGGACAAGUGGAUAAAUACAGGGUAUGAGGGGGAGGAGCUGAAGCCUCAUGUAGAACCUGUGGAGGACUACAGUGAUGCGAGUCGCAUAGAGGUGAUGGUUGGGAUGGGCUUCACACCGGAAGAGAUCAAGGACUCCUUGCUCAACCAGAAGUACAAUGAGGUCACCGCCACAUAUCUAUUGCUGGGCCUUAAAAGCGAGGAUGGUAGUGAGACCCGUUCAGCCAGUAGUAUGACCCUAGCGCGGGUACGACCCAGCCCCAUUACCAAUGGGACCAACAAGCACUCCACGGCCACUGGCUCCUCUACCUCCUCCUCGUCCUCCUCUCAUAGCAAGACCCAGCGUAGUGCCUCCACCUACCACAGGCAGCGCAGACAUAGCGACUUCUGGUGUCUGGCUGGCGGGCCCUCCAUGCCGGUCAUGCACCCCAAGCGGAGCCCCACCAGCACGGGCGAGCGGGAGCUGCGAGAGGGGCGCAUGCCUUCGCGUAAGGCUAGCUGCAGCGUGAUGGGCAGCCACAGCCUUCCUCCAUAGCCAAUGGUCAGCAGUGCCAACAACCCCAACAAGUCAGAGAUACCCGACCGUCGCAAAGAGAUGACUGCAACCACGCGUCUCUCCCCCAGGGUCACAAAUGAACUUGAGGGAGUCGGCAGAUUUGCGGUCACAAGGUCGGUAAACAGCAAACAUUUCACUGCCUGCCAUCUACCUGGGCAUCAAAAAGCGUCCGAGCCCCGGGCCGUCGGACGUGGCUGGGAUCUGAGCGGAAGCGGGCGGCGGGACCCGGCAGAGGUGGUGCUGGCUCUGCGGGAGGCGGCGCUAGGCUGUGGCUGCCAGGUCCACCAUGCUGGCCCAUUCGUGCUCUCCUGUACCCACGGGGUGGCUGGGGGCCGCGUGGCUUUUGAGGCUGAGGUGUGCCACCUCUCCACGGGCACCUCCGAGACUUCUAACGGGGUGCGCUACACACGACUCUGGGGGGCACCACUGGCUUUUCGGGACAUUGCCACCCAAAUCUCCAAGGACCUCGAACUUUGA
Messenger RNA from Lampris incognitus (smalleye Pacific opah), 1944 nucleotides. It is a transcript of the gene mark4a, whose product is annotated as MAP/microtubule affinity-regulating kinase 4a. NCBI's taxonomy places the organism in Eukaryota, Metazoa, Chordata, Actinopteri, Lampriformes, Lampridae. Gene Ontology annotation, cellular component: cytoplasm. The record is from RefSeq and is a predicted model, not a curated record. Gene Ontology annotation, biological process: intracellular signal transduction; protein phosphorylation; microtubule cytoskeleton organization. Gene Ontology annotation, molecular function: protein serine/threonine kinase activity; ATP binding; tau-protein kinase activity.